Messenger RNA from Mercenaria mercenaria, 4514 nucleotides. RefSeq names its product nephrin-like. The record is from RefSeq and is a predicted model, not a curated record. NCBI's taxonomy places the organism in Eukaryota, Metazoa, Mollusca, Bivalvia, Venerida, Veneridae. Gene Ontology annotation, molecular function: protein binding. Bases 362 to 2419 code for a protein of 685 amino acids. The transcript is spliced from 13 exons.
AUUCAUGGCCAAGAGCACAUUAUUUCCUGUUACAAAUGUUCACUGUUCAAUAGUUAAAAAUACAAAGUUUAAUUCUAAAUUUACUUUGAUAUGAGUUUAUUGAAAUUGUAUUUUGUACUAUUUCUAUCUUACUUUAUUAUUAUCUGGAUAUUUAUCAACACCGUUUAAUUGCUAUAACGGAGGUUAUUUGAAACACUCUUGCAUGGUUUUAAAUAAUAUUUGAUAUUGGAUUAGGACGCCGAGUAUAAAUUCACAAGUCGCAUAGAAAAACAUUUCAUAUAAGUUUCUUGGAAUAUACACGUGAGAAAUUUGCAGCGUGCAAGUGUUUGUUUAUACUUGAAUAAAGACUAUAAAAACCAAGAUGGGAAAAGUAACAAAGGAGCUAUUUCUUAUACUUUUGGGUGCAUUGUCUGUAACAGCACUCGAUGUAACAAUCAACACAGAAGUUACCAUCAUUUGCCCGCUAUCAGGUGUUGAAUAUCCAGACUGGACUGGUCCAACAACAUUAGCUACCCCUUUAACGAGUGGGGAAAACAUAAGCGAGCCAGGUAUAGAGUGGGUUGGUAAAAAGGACUUAAAAAUACUGAGUGCGCAGACGAAACACACAGGACAAUACACAUGCUCCAAAGACAAUAGAGAAGGUCUUGCAGAGCCUAUAAAUGUUUUAACUUAUGACGUGACAGUUACCUUCCUAAACGUAGAUGUAGAAGAAGGAAUGGACACAGAACGUCUUAUAGGUGAGAUUGACCAAAAAAUGAAUGUCACAUGCCAAGUAAACGGAGGUAACCCAGCACCUACUGUGACACUGGCCUUUGAUGAUGACGUCACAGCCCCGCCAGAAAUGAGCCCGCCAUUAAUAUCAGAAGCGAUGACUGAAGAAAACACAUACAGUGUUAACGCCACUGUGACGUUCAACGCUAAUGGCUCCGUCGACUACAAACACAUAGUAUGUUCAGCUUCUUACCAGGAUAAAAACUCAACAGAUAAGAAAGUGCUUAUAUAUUUACUCCGUCGACCUCUGCUUAAUGCGCUAUCAAUAAGCAAAUAUCCUUCCUUAUUGUCAAACCAAAUGGAAGCAACCUGUGAUACAACAAGCAGGCCUGAAACCAAAUUAGACUGGAUUAUAGGUGGUAAAAAUAUAACGGAAUCUGAACUCGAUGUUGUAGAAAACUACCAAGGAUGUACGCAGGAUUCAACAACUUACAUAUUCACCUGCAAAUCAAAUAUAACAAUUGAUGAUAUUAAAAAAGAAGACAAUGGGAAGGAAAUUAGCUGUGGACUUACCUUCCAGGGUGAAACGUCAAAUUCACCAGUAGCGAAAAUCAAUCUACCGUUUCGUGCAACAAAUGUUACAAUUACUGGCAAUAACACUGGAGUUGUUGACAGCGGUGGUAGCGUAACUCUGACCUUGACCUGUGCGACCGAUGCCGCGAACCCGGCAGAAACUCUACGUUGGUAUAUAGGAACUGAAAAACGUGAAGUAAACAGUACAUAUCCUACUGUAGAAGUGGAUGAGAUGUAUAAUGGAAAGAAUGUAUCCCAGAAAAUCGACAUUGUGGCAAACAGGACGAUGAACGAUGAACAAGUUUCAUGUUGUGCAUAUGACAAUUUUUGCACUGAUGUUAUAUUAGAAAUACAGUAUCCACCCGAGCUGCUAGCACCACAGCUGUCCGAAUAUAGAGCGUAUGCUGGGGACAAUAUAUCCAUUCCAUGUAUUGCCGACAGUAGUCCAGCCGCACAUAUCGCCUGGUAUCGCAUGGAAGAUCAAAAUUCUACACAUAUCAGCAAUAAUACAGACGACCCAUCUAAUGUCUUCUAUCUUCAGAUAGUGAACAUCUCAAAUAUGGAUGCCACGGAUUAUAUAUGCAAAGCUUGGAGCCAGCUACAAGAUGUGAGUAAAGCAGUGUCUAAAUCAACCAAACUUACUGUUUUUGAUAAGCCAGCCGAACCAGUUGUAGAAACAACAGUUGAUGCCGAAAAAUAUUACAUUGAAAUUAAAACCAGCGCUUCUGCUCCUGAUGUACCUCGUAAAUUUUACAUCCAGUAUCGAAAAGUAGGAGAGAUGUCCUGGCGUGAAGUUAGUACAGGUUAUGAAGAUACCCUUCCUGGACAGGAAUCAACGACAUACAGCCACGGCUUCAAGAAAAGCGAGCUUGAACCUGACAGUGAUUAUGAAUUCAGAGUGAAGUCGGUAGAUGAUUAUGGAUUGGUUUCAUAUUCAUCGAAGUCUUCGAUUCGGACAGAGAAAGAGGUUGUUUCGCAAGAAGAUGACAUGGUUAGCAUGACAAAGUACAGAAAUGCGAUCAUUAUUUCUGUAUUUGCAACCGCUGCUGUUUUCCUGAUUAUUCUCGUCGUUAUAACAUGUGCCCUCAAAAAUGGAAAAUGUGCGAGUUCGAGUAGUAAAUCGUAUGUCAUGUGAACAGAUGAAAAGAUUCCAAAUUUGGAACAAUAGUAAACAUUACAGUGGGAUAAACGCCAACUUUUGCUAAAGAACAACAUUAUUUUACUGGGAUAAUAUUGAGUUUUCAAGAGAUUAUUGUAAAUGUGCAAUAUUUGUUUAUCAUCACACAUAGGAAAUGGACGUUUGUGUAUUUGUUACUUUGCUGAGGUAAAAGUGAGAACUUUGUAUAAAAGUCAUCAAUUUUAGUCCAACGUAGGGUUUCCCUAGACAGUAUAUAUAAUGUAUUUUAGUCGAUGUAAAAAGAUUAAAUGAUUUAGAUCCGAAGUCAACAAGUAACCAUGUUAACAAAUGAAGUGCAGUUAUACAAGUAAUAAUCAAAACCGGUUCUAGUUGAUAUAAUAGGGUAUAGUCAUCGUAUGAAAAUAAAGUGCGGCUUGACAAUAAAGUUUAUUGCAAGGCUAAUGGCGGCAGAAUGUUUGCUUGCGUUUGAGGAAUCUCAGUAUAAAAAUAAAGCCCGCGUAAGAGGUCUGCCCCUUGUACUUUUCAAAAGAUUGUCAUUGUUGCUUACAGUAUGUAAAACUGAAGACAAAAAGUCGAUAAGUUACGUUUGAUUUUCCUGCAUUUAGUAGUAUACAUGUUUGCAUUAUGUUUUAUUAUCUUACGGCUUCAAGAAUUAUCUUUUGCAAUCCGCAUAAUAACAUAUCGUCCCCUUAAAGCAAAAAGGUACCAUGUGCUGAUAAUUAAAGACGGUUAAGGCACCCUUUUUACAUUAAGGGGGAGAUAUAAUGCAGUAGGAUCAACAUUUAUGCAUCAAGGUAAUUAACAUACAGAAUUGCUUCUUAUAUCCUUUUUUGACGAAAUAUUUCAAUUUUUAUACUUUGUAAAGGGCGUGUUAGCUUUUAAAACAGAUGUGCAUUUUGAACAAUAAAAAACAUAUGUAACCGGAAAUAAGAUAAAAGCGGACGAAUAAAGGUGUUUUGCUUCGGGAAAUGUCAGUGAAAAUCUUAUUAAUUUAUAUAUGGAGUGCAUUGAGUAAUUGGUCGAUUUUUUUUGCAAGGAUGUUAGUUUUGAAUCUAGUUUUGAUUGAUAGCAGGAUGCAUUAUUAGCAUAUGAAUUUGUAUCUCUCAGUAUACGAGGAAUAAUCGAAAAGAAAUACAAAAAAUAUUUCCAUUUAUUCAAUUUUUAAGUUGGAUAAACGGUUGGAACACGAUUGUAAAGUUUGACGAAUUUUAUUGCAAGAUUUCAAAAUAUUGCAACAGCUCACAAUUUUUUUGGUUCGCUACGAUUUUGUUAUAUUCUGAAUGUUUCGUAACCGUUAUGUAAUCCCAAAGAGUAAUGGCCAAAAACUGUCCCUUUUAGCUAAAGUACUCAGUAGUUACUAAAGGGAACCCGAAAAAUCAUAUAGUCAAAAAAACAAGAAUCUUUUUACACGGACCCAGUUGCAUUACGUGUGAAAAUUAAAAUGCCAUUUGUACAUGUUUUACAUAGGAAGGGACAUUAGAAACAUUGUUUGAUUUUAUUACAUUAAGAAUGGAGAUUCCAUUGCAAUUAUUUGUGUUUCAUAGUAUAUUGUUAAAUUAUUCUUCUUCUAAUUUCGCAUUUCGAAAAUUGCUUGUUUGUUUGUAUUUAUGUUGUUUUUCUUCUCAUGACAGUUGAUUUAUUUUCAUUUAAAUACUCCAAAAAUGCAUUUUCCCCAUUUUUGUAUGGUGAUGGUUGCUGGAAAAUAGCUUUAAUUAUUCAUAUAAGUCGUUCAAAAGGCAUACUCGCAUCGAUUCUUUUUCAUUCAAUUUAUUACCAUGUUUUUGUGUUAUCCAUUUCGACUUGUACAUUUGCCACUUGAACACGGACAGUUUCUGAUAUACAGAGUCAGCCAUCCUCUAAAACACUGCUUUAUUUUAGAUAUUUACAAAUUAUGUAAUUUCAGUCUUAUAUUACGAAUUUUAAUAUAUAGCUAAACUUUCUUAUGAACUGUAUUAUUUAAUGCAGUGGGAGGACCCCAAACUACAUGUGUCGUGUAAUAACUGACUCCACUUGUGAGUAAUUUGAUAUUUUAAAGUUGAGGUAGUGGACCCUUAAUGACAAAUAGCAUUUUCCGUUCGAUCAGUGACGCACG